Messenger RNA from Haliotis rufescens (red abalone), 1311 nucleotides. RefSeq names its product peroxisomal biogenesis factor 19-like. The coding region runs from base 12 to 995 and encodes 327 amino acids. Gene Ontology annotation, cellular component: peroxisomal membrane; peroxisome. NCBI's taxonomy places the organism in Eukaryota, Metazoa, Mollusca, Gastropoda, Lepetellida, Haliotidae. The transcript has 8 exons. The record is from RefSeq and is a predicted model, not a curated record. Gene Ontology annotation, biological process: protein import into peroxisome membrane.
CUGAAACUGUCAUGGCGGACAAGGGCGAAAACGUGACUCCUUCAGGGGAUGAAAACAAUGCUAAAGAGACCGAAAAUAAACAAUCGUCAUCUGAAACAAAACCCGACGAAGACAGUGAACUAAAUGAUCUCCUAGACAGUGCCUUGGAAGACUUUGACAAGCCCAGGACAGACCAGCCAGGUGUCGGGCAGGUGUUGGACGGCAGUGAUGUCGACACCUCAGGACCAGCACCUGUAGCAGGGGCAGCAGCCAUGCCCAGCCCAGCUGACAUAGCCAGCAUGUUUGGUGGAGUACAAGGCCCAGAUGACCCCAUCUCGGAGGAGGUCGCAGACGAGAUGGCCAGCCAGUUUGAGGAGGCGAUGAAGGCAUUCAUGUCCCAGGACCCCAAUAUGAUGCAGCAGAUUGAGAAGCUGGCCGAUGCCGCAGGCAGUGCAGGGGAUUCUGUGGAGGCCCAGCAGGAGUUUGCCAAGACCCUCGGACAGACGCUGACGGGGAUGGCUGAGAACGCAGAGACUCUGCAGCAACAAAUGUCGGAGGAGGAGCUGUCCCAGGCCUUCACCAACAUGGGCGUAGGAGGCGGCGGCGGCGGCGGAGGGGCGGGGCCGAGCGGGGACAUGUUUCCCAUGAUGCACGGCAUGAUGAAGAUGCUGCUGUCCAAGGAUGUCCUGUACCCAUCACUCAAAGAGAUAGCAGAGAAGUACCCCAAGUGGCUGGAGGAGCACAAGGACACAGAGUCGGCCUCGUCGCUGGACACGUACCGCCGCCAGCACCAGCUCAUCUCCAGCAUCUGUGUGGAGUUUGAGGCGGAGACCCCGACCGAUACGGAGGAGACAAAGUCCCAGCGCUUCGAAAAACUCAUGGAACUCAUGCAGCAGAUGCAAGAGCUAGGGCAGCCCCCGAAGGAAAUAGUCGGAGAGAUGGCCCCAGGUUUAGAAUUUGAUGACAAUGGCAUCCCCAAGUUGCCGGGGAUGACAGAACAAUGUGUCGUCAUGUGAACAAGAGAGAGCAUUCACCCAUCCGUCUUUCCCCUGUCAAAGGGAGAUAAGUUGAGAUGCAGUCUUAGAGUUCUGUCCCUUGGAUCCAGCCCCUCCUAGGACAGAUGUGUUGUGACUGCUGAUGACUGACUGACUGUGUGUAUAUAUUUCAUGGCUGCAUGAGUGUUUCUUAGACGUGUGGUAUGUGUCAAAGUGUGUUGCUUCUGCAGAAGAAUGGACUGCUGGAUUAAAUGGAAGAAAUCGCACACUGAUUGGAGCUUGGUGGUUGAUUGGUCCAAAAAUAUUUUGUUUCUUUAAGCUUCAUUUUGUAACAUGG